Rhineura floridana is the source of this 7056-nucleotide messenger RNA. It is a transcript of the gene RAB11FIP2, whose product is annotated as RAB11 family interacting protein 2. Gene Ontology annotation, biological process: regulated exocytosis. Gene Ontology annotation, cellular component: endosome; phagocytic cup. The transcript has 6 exons. Bases 1054 to 2712 code for a protein of 552 amino acids. NCBI's taxonomy places the organism in Eukaryota, Metazoa, Chordata, Lepidosauria, Squamata, Rhineuridae. The record is from RefSeq and is a predicted model, not a curated record. Gene Ontology annotation, molecular function: small GTPase binding.
AUCUGGGCAGGGAAAAGCAAGGCGCUCCACAGCGGCUGGGCAGGGGAGGGAAGAGGCGCGGCGGCGCCCGCGUGAACCCUGCCCUUCGCCCUCUGACCGCCCAAGGAAAGAGGCGGCGCCGCUCGUUCUCUCCCACUCGGCAACACCAACUCAAGGCAACAAUGGGGAAGGCGGAAGUGGUGGCUUUGGCCCGGCGGUCUUGGCGUCUCUGCCUAUGGGAGACGGCUGGGCAAUGCUGAGUCCCUGCCUGCGACGCGCUCGCUCGCUCGUUCUGCAGGCCCCGCGGUAGGAGACCGCGCUGGUUUCGACCCCCACAAAACCCGCCUUAGUGGGCGGGAAACGGCGGCUUUGCCUCUCGGUCUUCCAAGCCCUUUAGGUCCCCCAGCUGCUUUAGUAAGGCGCCUAGAGAACUGUAACAGUGUAGGGAGGCCUGGCGGAGCCCCGCUUAGGUGCAUGUAGCGUUCAGGACAAGCUUACUUCAGCAGGAACUCCCCUCCCCACCUUCGGCAGACGGGUUUAUUUUAAAUGUCAUUCUCUGUUGUUACCCCACCCUCGGAACGAAGUAUGGACUCUGUGCGGCCUCUGAGGAUGUGUGGAAGCUCAGUGGGUGUUAGGAAGUAAGGGAGACUGACGUUUCAGUUAGGGAGGUUUGUCUGCUAUUUAAACCCUGCAGUCCUAGUUUCUCCCCUCUCUGCCCGCCUCUUUCAAAAAGGCUGAUGGGGAAUGGAAGCCAUGUUCACAGAGUCAAAGGGCUGGGUUUAAAAUAAAGCUCUCCUAAGCACGAUCGUGGAGGAACAGAAUGGUGUAUAAGUUUACUGGGCUGUGCCAGAAAGGAAAAAUCAGUGCAAUUGAGUAUUGAGGGCAUACUCAAAGCUAGAUUUAGAAACCUGCCCCUUCUGUUUUUAGGCAGCUGACCAAGAAAUAGUUGAGACCCUUGUGCCUAUAUCAAAGGUCUGUCAGAGUAAAGUGAGCUGCCUCACGAUUAAGUGUACCUAUUGCGUAUAUAGAUUAUCUUUGCCACUGUUGCUGCUCCCUCUGUCCUGUCCUGGCACUAUGUUGGCAGAGCAAGCCCAGAAAUGGUUCCCAACUCAUGUGCAAGUUACAGUCCUUCAUGCCAAAGACCUGAAGCCUAAGGGCAAAAGUGGCACUAAUGAUACAUACACUAUCAUACAAUUGGGAAAGGAGAAGUACUCCACCUCAGUGGCGGAGAAGACCUUGGAUCCUGUUUGGAAAGAAGAGGCCUCAUUUGAGUUGCCUGGAUUGCUGAUGGAAGGGAAUUCAGAGAAAUACAUCCUCUACCUGAUAGUCAUGCACAGGUCGCUUGUUGGGCUUGAUAAAUUUCUGGGACAAGUGGCAAUAAAUCUGAAUGAUAUCUUUGAGGACAAGCUGAGAAGGAAAACAGAGUGGUUUAGCCUGGAGUCCAAACAAGGAAAGAGAACUAAAGACAGAGGAGAAAUAAAAGUCAAUAUUCAGUUUAUGAGGAACAAUAUGACAGCAAGUAUGUUUGACCUCUCAAUGAAGGACAAAACUAAAUCUCCUUUUGCGAAACUAAAGGACAAAAUGAAGGGUCGUAAGACUGAUGGAACAGUCUUGGAUACAUCCUCUGCAAUCAUUCCAAGUAGUCACAUGCCACAAACUAACACUGUAACUUCCCUUAGUGAAAUACAGUUAAAAUCUAAACCAAAAAAGCCUUUCCUGUUGGCGCCUCAGCGACUAUCUUCAGCUCAUUCAAUGUCUGAUUUAACCGGUCCACAGGUGACUUCAGAAAAAAUUAAAUCGGGCACAGUUGGCAACGCAUACCUCUUCAGACGUCAGCUUGAGUCUGUUGGUUCUGUCGAUGAAAGUGGAAAUCUAAAAUCUCCACACAGACGAACAUUAAGUGCAGAUACAACUAAAGUGAGUCAACCUGACAGCACAGUUGAUGACAGUGACUCAGCUUUUGGAGCACAAAAUGACCCUUUUACAAAUGUGAGUGCUUCAUUGCCUCAAAAAUUUGCUACAUUGCCAAGACAGAAGAAUCCAUUUGAAGAAAGCCCUAUAUCUUGGGACCAAAACAUAGGUCUGUUUUCAAAACCUGCUGAAAUAAAAAAAGACAUUAAGAAAGAGAAAAAGGAGAAGGUUAGUCUCUUUGAAAGAGUGACUGGAAAAAAAGAUAGUAAACGGUCUGAUAGACUUAGUAAUGGAGGAUCAGAUGGUUCUACUGAUUUGAAAUCACCUUCUGCAUUUGGUGAAAAUCAUCGGGGCAGUUUUGAUUUUGAUUCAACUAAUCCCUUUACAGCAAGCUUCAAGCCACCAAGAGGUCUGCCAUCUUCUAGUAUUCCACAAAUAAGUCAUGAGAUUUCAGUGGUUCCUGUAUAUCAUCUUGGUAGCCCUGAUGGAGGAGAUCCAGGAUCCCCCAGAAUAGCUCUAUUGGAUGGUACUGUGAGAAUCCAAGAGUGUUUUAAUGUGAAUCCUGCACACAUUGAAGACCUCAGGAAAACAGUGGAUGGAAAUCCUUUUGAUACUGCUGCAGGGUAUCGUAAUCUCACGCAUGAAGAGGUCUUACAGGAAUUAGUGAAACAUAAAGAACAACUUAAAAAGAAGGACAUCCAUAUUCGUGAACUUGAGGACUAUAUUGACAAUCUUCUUGUGCGAGUAAUGGAAGAAACUCCUAGUAUUCUCCGCGUGCCAUAUGAACCUUCUCGACGAGCUGGCAAAUUUUCAAAAAGCUAAGCCAAUGCCAACAUUCAAUGGUAUUUCUUUAAUAGAAUGGACUGCUUACUGCAGUGUUUUGGUAUCUUAGUUUCCUUUUUCCACGCUUUACAUCCUAAGAGAGAGUUUAAUUCCAAAUAUUGUUUGGUAUUGCCAAAACUGGCAAUCUACAUGAGCUGCAUAACAUUUUUACAAAAGCAAAAUGUAUGUUCCAUUUGCUAUAAAACAUUCCUCUUACCUUAACAUUUACAUGCAGGUUUCUUUUGUUUUUUAAAUAUUAUAGCUAACUUGUAUACUGCUAGGAUCCCAAACAUAUACUUGAAUAUUUAUUUUGCACUUCAGUCAAUCUCUUUGAUGUUUCAGCAUGCUGUCAAUGUGGAUGCGCACAAGCAGGAAGUGAUUUGCAGCUCUAAACAUGAAGGAAAUCUGAUGAUGUAAGAUUUUAUUAGCAUUUUAUGUCUAGGAAUCACCAGUAUAUGCUGAACAAUGAGGAAGUAUCAUAUGUUUUUGCAUAAGGGUGUUGAUAGUAAUGGUUCUGGAAUGGAAUGUAUCCAAAGCAGUUACAUUUGUACUCUUUAAGGAAUUUGGGCUUUUGAAAUGGCAAGUAGCAAGUUAUUAAAAUCUAUGGAUGUAACAGAUGCUAAAUAUGUAAGGAUACAGCAUACAACUUGUUUAAGCAUACAAGUAUACAUUAAGAUUAAGUAAAUAAAGCAUAAGAAAGUGAUGAAAGAAUACCUCAUUUGCUAAAAGUUUAUAUGAAUAAUGGGAGAUACAGCUGAUGGACAUAAUGUUUUGAAGAGUUAACAUCAGCAUUUACACCUUUCCUUGGCUUUUGCCAAAUGCGAGACAGGAAAUAGAAAUUGUAUACUUUGUCUUUCUUGAUCUAGGAGAUUGUUUUUUAAAAAAUAGGUUGGAGAGUAACUGUUCUUUAAAUGCUAUAUUCUGUGUCCAAAUCAAAUAUUGUCCUUUAUUUAAGAGCGAUAGAUGUAUUUGAUUAAGCAUGUCUCUGAUUAGGUGACAUUUGUGUAUAGUCUUGUGUGUCUGUUUCAAAGUGGCAAAAUGCAAUUUCUAAUGGAAAACACUGCCAUGAAGAGAAAGCUUGUUUAUUAUACCAGUAAUCAAAACGUUGUGUUGUUUUAAUUUGCUUCAUACAAAACUUUUAGGAAGAAUGCUUGUUAGUGGGGAAUGCAAAAUAGAUUUAAACAUAAGGUACAUGGGGUGUUCAGAAGAUUUUUAUCUUCAGAUUUUCCAUUUUGCUUGCUUGUUUCAUGUGCAUUUUCCAAACAUGGACAUAAGAAGGAGUUUCCUGAGAAUAAGAUGUAUGUUCCUUUUUUUAGAAUGAUAAAGAAUACUAAUUCAAAUAGUUCUAUUUUUUUAUCAUUAACAUGUCAAGAACCUUUUCUUAAUCAAAACAUUCUUGUAAUUAAAAUACAGUAGGACAGAGCUGUCAUCAGAAGAUGGUAUGGAGAUAGUGUUUAUAUUCUUGAAUAUACUCAGCCACAUUAAGCAGAAUAUUAAGCCAUGGGCAGAGAUUCAUUUUGCCUCACUGGGUCUCCAUCCAUUUUCUCUACAGCAAUUUCGUUGUUCCUAAUACAUGAGCAAGUCUUAAUGCUGGUAGUGUGUCUCAGAAGAAUAUGAAGAUCUUUUUCUGUAAUUCUGUAUACUUUCAUUUUAUUAAUCAUAUUGAGUGCCAAAGGAUACAUAUUCUAAGUUAUUUUUUAUGUUUUAAGGUUAACUUCUGCAUUUGAAGUAGAUGUUUUACCAUCAUUAUUUAUGCCACAAUGUAUUUUUUAAAACUCUAUUGCUCAUUUAAAACUUGCAGAUGUCUCACAUUACCAUACUUAAUGAUUUCCACCCAUGAUACUGGAAACUGUUGGGCCAUUGAUGUUUGAACCUCCAUUAUAUGCAAGUUCAUUAUCCAUCUACAAUGAACAUUCCUCAGCUACAAGCUGAAGAGCAUAAACCUCAGAGUUCUAAGCUCGUGUUAAUUAUUAACUCUUAUUCUCUACCACCUUUCAAAUUACUUCUAUUAGAAUUUUAAUGUGAAAAAUCAAUGCUUUUCACAUACAUAGUAGAGUUAACAAGGUCUUUAGUUAAAAUUUUAUGAAGGGUUUUCAUAUCCUCUUUAGUCCUGUUAUAUCUGAUCUCUAAGUGAAUUCAAGCACCCUUUUAUUUCCAAUAUUUAAGUGCAAAUAUCAGAAAAAUGGCAGACACAUUAGUAACAGUAUUGUAGCUAAAACAGGAAAAAUGCAAUGUUUGUAAGCAAGUAAAUAUCUUCAUAAUUUCUGUAUAGAAAUGGCUACUGGAAAUAUAAUUUUGAAUGCUGAUCUAUAUUCUCUUGAGUAACAUUUUAAAUCAUCAAUUGCCAUAGUCUAGCUACGCAAUCAACUGAGACCAUAGGAUAGGAAUAGGACUGCCCUGUACAAGUAUAUGCUUCCAGGGGCAACAACCAAGUCCCAGUUCUGUAGUAGAAAUUGAGACAGACUGCCUAUGUGGUUGUUACUGUAUGACCUCAGCAAUAUGCAAGGCAACUCUGGCCUGAGUACAACCUUGGUGAGAGCACACUCCAGUAUUUGUAUGUCUUCAGAUUCUAUGAUUCUCUUUCAAGUAUAUACAACAUUCAUUUUAGAAUAAAACACUGCUCCAAGAAUAUUUCAUAUUUACCUGCAGCAUAAAAUAGUUUCUGCUGAGUUGUUUCAGGAGCUUCAAAAUCCAUCUUCCCAUGCCACAAAUUAUUCAUCACCAAAACUGGCAAUAUUGGAAAUGCACACAUUUCAAUCAUUCUUCUCUAUCCUGUGAAAAAAUAACAUUCAGGGCUUAUUGGUAAUCAUACUUACUCCUUUUCAAAUUGUACCGGCUAACAGCAGAAUGCCUAGUAUAAGGUAUAUGAAGAUCAUUCUUAGGAUUGUAAAUAUGAAGUGAAAAGUUACUACUAGAAAGAAUGUUUAAUACUAUAUUACUUUUUGUUGCUGUAUUUUAAAAGUUUAUGUUAAACUUGAUUGCCACUUACCACUGAAUGUAGAAUUAUCCAUAUAUCAUGCUUAGGUACAUAUAUUGUUGUUUGCUGUAAAUCAAGGGCUAGUUGUAAUGUACCAGCUAUGAAAUCUUGCCUUGUAUUUGAACGCUUUAUGAAUGGGAUCAUAUUCUCAAUUAAGCAUUUGUUUAACAGUUAUUCCCCUUCACCACCACACCCCAAGCUCUUUGCUUAAUUAGAAAUGAAACAUAUGUCUUAAAAUGUAUUUACUUCUGUACUGGAAUACUAUUUACAACUAUAUCUUUUAAAAAUGUAAUGUAGGCUAAGGGCCUCCCCACAAAGCUGAGCUCUGUGUAUCCCUAACAGUUGCAAAAGUGAUAGAAUUGACUAAUGUUUGUAUUUCAAAAUAUGUUUGUUGUAUGUCAGAUUCCUUGCUCUUUCUCAAAGCAAUCAAUGAAGGAUUACAGCGCUGAUAGUUGAAAAAGUCUGCUGUAAGUUCUGUUAAAAUAUUUUUUUUCGGGCAUUCUAAGGGCAUUCUAAGGUUGUGCAGCAGCAUGACUUGCAUUCCACCAUCCCCAUUCGUGUGUGUCCAAAUUGGCUCUAAAUCUAGGUACAGUUACUAGCAGUAUUAUGCAACUAUUAUAGCACUUUAACUGAUUGACCUUUUUUAAAAGAUUUUCAGUUUUAUUUCUGUUAAUUAAGGUACUUCUGUUUGCAGCAUUGUUGGCCCUCACUUGGUCCAGAUUAUGGCCCUCUUCAGUUGUUGCCUCGCUGACUCCUCACAUUGAGCUGUAACUUCUGCAACAGAUAACUUUUUCUAUUCAUGGAGGCUCUUCAUGCAACUUACAAGUCUGCUCUUCUGCUGCUCUAGUUACAACUGAACUUGUGAGCAGUCACGAGUAGUGUAACAAUGGGGGUGGGGCUAAAUGCAUAUCCCUACAGCCCAUUUGUACAUUUUCCCCUCUUCACACGAGUAACGACUGAAGAGCGUUUGUGUUCAGGGAAUCUGCAGCAUAUACAGUUCAUUCUGUCGCAAAUGGUUGCAACCUCUUCAUUCAGCACAGGUGGUUCCAGAUUAGAUUUAUUUGGUACAAUAGAAUGCUGCACAUUAUAGAGACUUAAAACCAACUAUACAAAAGAUGUGCGCAUGUGUUUGAGAAAAGAAGGUUCAUUUGUUUUUGCGUAAUGACUGAUCAUUUGUACCCAUUGUCCCCUCCAAAAUGAAAAGUCACAUCUUAUGUGACACCUGUAUGCAUAGUGAUAAAAUGCAUGAACUAUGAUUUUGAUUGCAUUUGUAAACGUGAACAUUUUUAUUUGAUCAAAAUUGUAAUCUUAAUUUGAUAUUCACCCGUUAUUGUUGCAUGUCAAACACCAAUAAAAUGCCACUGUGC